AUGCAGAAAUACGAAUGCGGGCUUGAGAAGAAAAUUCAUGAGUAUUUGACCUGCGACGGGAAUCCCAAAUGUCCAGAGACUGAGUCUUGCAAUUUUGCAACGGUUGAUGUAGCACCACCAUUUGUCGGAAUCAGUGAGGUUAGUUAAGU
Molecule: messenger RNA, 149 nt
Organism: Strongylus vulgaris
Lineage: Eukaryota; Metazoa; Nematoda; Chromadorea; Rhabditida; Strongylidae
Source: the annotation of a GenBank genome assembly